Messenger RNA from Coregonus clupeaformis (lake whitefish), 1263 nucleotides. Its product is annotated as NEDD4 family-interacting protein 1-like. The record is from RefSeq and is a predicted model, not a curated record. The transcript has 7 exons. Gene Ontology annotation, cellular component: perinuclear region of cytoplasm; Golgi apparatus; endoplasmic reticulum. Gene Ontology annotation, biological process: metal ion transport; positive regulation of protein ubiquitination; ubiquitin-dependent protein catabolic process. The coding region runs from base 150 to 782 and encodes 210 amino acids. NCBI's taxonomy places the organism in Eukaryota, Metazoa, Chordata, Actinopteri, Salmoniformes, Salmonidae. Gene Ontology annotation, molecular function: WW domain binding.
AACAAGCACGCAGAGAAAGAGGGGAGGGACUUGAGCAGACAGCGUCCAAAUAGUUUACAUUGCGGUUAUAUCGUUAGUUAUACUUUCUGUGUUGAAUACAUUGGCAAUCGAUUGUUUAAAUUCAAGGAUUUGAGUCUGUUCAUAUCAGGAUGGCUGAGCCAAGCGCUAGAUAUCAGCAGCUACCCAAUGAAGAGGAGCCAGAGGAGGCUCUCCAGGUGGCAGCCGAUGCCCCACCCCCUUACAGCAGCAUUGCAGCAGAUAAUGCCGCUUAUUUUGACUACAAAGAAAACGGGGGGUUCCCCAAGCCACCAUCAUACAACGUGGCCACAACGCUCCCUUCCUAUGACGAGGCGGAGAGAACCAAGGCUGAAGCCCAUGUUCCCUUGGUGACUGGAAGGGAUGAAGACUUUGUAGCCAGGGACGACUUUGAGGAUGCAGACCAGCUGCGGAUAGGGAACGAUGGCAUUUUCAUGUUUACCUUUUUUAUGGCAUUCCUUUUCAACUGGAUUGGUUUCUUCCUGUCCUUCUGUCUGACCACCUCGGCAGCAGGCCGCUACGGGGCCAUCUCUGGCUUCGGCCUGUCACUCAUCAAGUGGAUCCUCAUUGUCCGCUUCUCUACCUAUUUUCCUGGGUACUUUGAUGGGCAGUACUGGCUGUGGUGGGUGUUCCUGGUACUGGGAUUCUUGCUCUUCCUCAGAGGAUUCAUCAACUACACCAAGAUCCGCAACAUGGCAGACUCGUUUUCUAGUCUCCCGCGAACCAGAGUCCUUUUCAUCUACUAAAAGGGGAAAUCUGACCUCUUCUUUAGAAAAGUUAGCUAUCUGGCCUCAACUCCAUCACGGAAAACAGAGAGUAAACACCUCUUGUGUUGAUGCCGAUAAAUUGGACGAUACAAUUUCUAUGUCUAUUGAUGUAAACUAGUGGAUGCUGGCAAUUCUGUAACUAUUCAAUCAUUAGUGGUUUAUUUCAAGUGCUGUUUGCAAUCAAAUCUGUGAUGUAUAAAUAAUGCCAUAUAUAUCAUUUGUAUUAUGUUUCUAACAAUGGCAUGUACUGUUCCUGUUAAACAAUAGGGGGCAGUCUUGUCUUUUUCUGUCCUCUUUCAAAGUGUUUGAUAUGGAGACAGCUCGGCUCUAUGCUGACCCUGUGGAACUACCCCAUAGAGUUCUGUCUGUGGACAGGAGUAUUGAUUGAAAUCUAUUGAAAGCUGUGCUUUUUCUUGAUGUAUAUGAUAAUGAAAUUAAAGUCAGUAUUUUUAAGAUGUUA